Etheostoma spectabile (orangethroat darter) is the source of this 5281-nucleotide messenger RNA. RefSeq names its product kinesin family member 3B (gene kif3b). Bases 148 to 2550 code for a protein of 800 amino acids. The transcript has 9 exons. Gene Ontology annotation, molecular function: microtubule binding; ATP binding; microtubule motor activity. NCBI's taxonomy places the organism in Eukaryota, Metazoa, Chordata, Actinopteri, Perciformes, Percidae. Gene Ontology annotation, biological process: microtubule-based movement; mitotic cell cycle. Gene Ontology annotation, cellular component: microtubule. The record is from RefSeq and is a predicted model, not a curated record.
CUGGCAACUUUGUAACCGGGACCGUUGUGGGGAUGAGCAACGGCUAAUGGCUGACUGGGAGUUCUGGAUUAGCUAGCUAACGUUGGCCAACUGGUAAAUCUUUAACGACAUGUAUGUGUGCCCGGUGGAAAGCUGUGUUUGUAUUGCAUGGGUGAAUUUUCGGAUGUGGACACUUGGAUGUGUAUUGGUGAACUGUUCCUGAAGCUGCACUUGGAAGACAGAGCCUACAAAGUGCCAAGCCGUGUUGGUUGGUGUUCCUUCUGCAACAUGUCUAAGAGCAAGAGCUCUGAGUCGGUCAAGGUGGUGGUCCGUUGUCGCCCUAUGAAUGAAAAAGAGCGGGCAGCUAAGUUUGAAAGGGUGGUUUCUGUUGAUGUCAAAUUGGGCCAAAUUAUUGUCAGGAACCCCAGGGAGGCUUCAGCCGGCGAACUCCCCAAAAUCUUCACUUAUGAUUCAGUCUAUGACUCAAACUCCAAACAAAUAGAUUUGUAUGAUGAAACCUUCAGGCCCCUGGUGGAUUCAGUUCUACUUGGGUUCAACGGGACCAUUUUUGCCUAUGGGCAGACCGGUACAGGGAAGACAUACACAAUGGAGGGGGUGAGAAACGAUCCAGAGAGGAGAGGGGUGAUCCCUAACUCCUUUGAGCAUGUUUUCACUCACAUUUCACGGUCUCAGAAUCAACAGUACCUGGUGAGAGCAUCAUAUCUAGAAAUUUACCAAGAGGAGAUCAAAGACUUGCUCUCCAAAGACCAGUCGCGUCGUCUCGAGCUCAGGGAGAGGCCUGACACGGGUGUGUACGUUAAAGACCUUUCGUCAUUUGUCACCAAGAGUGUGCGGGAGAUUGAACAUGUCAUGAAUGUGGGAAACCAGAAUCGUUCGGUGGGCGCCACUAACAUGAAUGAACACAGCUCCCGUUCUCACGCCAUCUUUGUCAUCACUGUUGAGUGCAGUGAGUUGGGUGUCGACGGGGAGAACCACAUCAGAGUUGGCAAACUGAACCUGGUGGAUUUAGCCGGCAGUGAAAGGCAGACCAAGACCGGCGCUCAGGGGGAGAGACUUAAAGAAGCCACAAAGAUCAAUCUGUCGCUUUCGGCUCUGGGGAACGUCAUAUCUGCUCUGGUGGAUGGCAGGAGCAGCCACAUCCCCUACCGAGAUUCAAAACUCACCCGUCUGCUGCAAGACUCUCUGGGGGGCAACGCCCGCACUGUCAUGGUCGCCAACAUUGGCCCGGCAUCCUACAACGUGGAGGAGACCUUGACAACGCUGCGCUAUUCCAACAGGGCGAAGAACAUCAAGAAUAAACCACGUAUCAACGAGGACCCCAAGGAUGCCCUGCUCAGGGAGUUUCAGGAGGAGAUCGCGCGGCUGAAGGAACAGCUGCAAAAGCGCUCUGGAAAGAAGAAAAGGAGGAGGCAGAGGAGGAGGGUCGGGGAUGGGAGCGACGGUGAGGAUCUGGAGGAAGGCGAGACGGAGGAUGACGAGGAAGAGGGGGACGACAAAGGAGAUUACUGGCGGGAGCAGCAGGAGAAGCUGGAGAGAGAAAGAGAGGCCAUCAUGGAGGAUCAUAGUCUGGUGGCUGGGGAGAAAGCUCGUCUGCUUAAAGAAAAAGAGAAGAAAAUGGAAGAUUUGAAGAGGGAGAAGGAUGCAGGAGAGAUGCUUGCAGCCAAAGUGAAAGCAAUGGAGAGUAAGCUCUUAGUAGGGGGGAAGAACAUUGUGGACCACACCAAUGAGCAACAGAAAAUGCUGGAGCUGAAGAGGCAGGAAAUCGCUGAACAGAAACGGCGAGAGCGAGAGAUGCAGCAGCAGAUGGAGAGUCGUGACGAGGAGACUCUGGAGCUGAAGGAGACCUACAGUUCUCUGCAGCAGGAGGUCGACAUCAAAACCAAGAAGCUGAAAAAGCUGUUUGCCAAGCUGCAGGCAGUGAAGGCAGAAAUCCAUGACAUCCAGGAGGCGCACAUCAACGAGCGCCAGGAGCUGGAACAGACCCAGAACGAGCUCACCAGGGACCUCAAACUCAAGCAUCUGAUCAUCGAGAAUUUCAUUCCCUUAGAGGAGAAGAACAAAAUAGUCCACAGGGCUUACUUUGAUGACGAGGAUGAAUACUGGAAAACGAAGCCCAUCACCCGUAUAGAGGAUGACCAUCAGAUGAUGACCAGGCCUUUGUCAGCGGUUGGCUACAGAAGACCUCUGAGUCAGCAUGCUCGCAUGGCCAUGAUGAUGAGGCCUGAAAUGAGAUACAAAGCUGAAAACAUCAUGAUGCUCGACAUGGAUCUGCCCACUCGGACCACUAAAGAGUAUCAGGAGCCGGUUAUCGCCCCAACGGUGGCGCGGGCUCUGGAGGACGCUCUUAGGGAUGAGGAUGAGAUCCAGGUAGAUGCCUCAGGCUUUCACAGCAGCUUGGGAUCAACCCCGCCCGUCAGCGCCAGCCUCAAGAAAACAAAGUCUGGUCGACCAAGAACAGGCAAGAAGUCGAGCACCCCGACCUCACCAUUCAGCCCCUCAAGUCCAGGAUCCCCGCUUUACCCACAAUCCCGCGGCCUGGUGCCCAAGUGACAGCUUCUACAACUAAUAUCACCACCAAUCUCUCUUUUGCACCUUUCCACUUUGGGACUCCACUUUAAGAAAAAGGGUUGUAUGUCAAGAUGACAGAAUAUGGGAUUAAGACUGAUGCUGCUUUGUAGGUUUUAACUGUAACCACACCACUUAUAACUGCUGUCAAUAGCUUUUGAAACCCCUGAGUCAGUACGACACCAGGACAGCAGCCACGCAUGACGCGUAAUAUCACUCUACACUGUCACCUUUCCCUACAUUUGGCUUAAUGCCACCAAUGUCUUAAAUAUAUAUAUAUGUCACAAUGUUCUUAAUGUAUAGAAAGAAAUGAUGGACUGCAGUAUCCCCAUGAACUUCUUCCUAUCUUCCCAAAUCUGUGUUAGGUGUAGUCCUCUUACUGUGGACAUAGGUGGGAGGGGUGGUGGGAUGGACGUGAAGACACAUGGACUUGGCAGCCCACUGAUCCACUGUCACUAAGUGUGUGUGUCCACAUGUCUUUACGUCAAACAUUUCAGUUGAUGUCAAACAGCGCAGUUCAUUUCCAUUGUUGGAGCGCUGAUAAUGUUAGAACAGAGCUUUAAGACCUGUUUGUGUUGCGUCUCAAAGGUUUUUUUGAACAUUUUGGGAAAUAAGCUUAUUUGCAAUUUUUUAGCUAGUAAGACGACAACAAAUAACAUAAAUUUGCUGAAUAUGAAGCUAGAGGUAAUUAGCUUAACACAUCAGGAAGUCAAUGUUGCCAGCCCCAAAACAAAAAUGGUUCCAGCAAACAACUCCCCAAAAACCCCAACAUGUCAGUCUCCCAUUUGUUUAUUAGAUGAAACAAAUUAGAAACAAUGUGUUAAUUGGUAGGUGAGCAGACAGCGCUAACUGCUAGCCUUCUGCUUCCAGUCUUAAUGCUAAGCUCAUCACAAAUAAGUGUAUUUCCUAAAAUGUUGAACUAUUCAUUUAGACUGAAAUGCGCAGGCCAGAAAGUGAAGCACACUACAGACGUGUUGUGUGUCAUAAGUUGCUGUAAUUAGUAGACGCUGUUCUUCCUGGGGCACACGAGGUGGAGGUGGGGAACAAUGGGAGAGAGCUCAACACAUUCACACACCCGCUGUGGACACAUUCUAGGUUGUAGGACAUUGCAGUCGGCCACCAGACGUCCUAGCAGACCAAUGCCAAGUGUUACCUCGGUCACUUCAAAGUUACUGUCCUGGGAUGUGCCUCUUGAUUCAUCAGGGUCCCAAGGUGCCUUAACCUGUGUCCUUAAUCUCUGCUCCCUUUGUUUGAAGUGUGCGCACACAUUCUUCUCUGCUUGUGUUUUUUUUCAUCACUCUCAUCUGCUCAUCCAUUCCAGCAUCAGGGAAUUGUUACUACGGUCCAGAUAUUUCUGUCGGAAUGGGGUGCACUCGUUACAUGGAGAGGCAGAGCGUUUGGACACAGCAUUCAACACCAGGUUUCUGGGUAAGGGCCACAGGAAGUCAAGGCACGCUGAGGGUGAUGUAUUCCCCCUCCGUUUGUUUUUUAUACCUCAUUUACCGUUGUGCAGAACUGGUUGGUCUAACAGAAGUCUAACACCCCCCAGGGGAGUGCUGAGUUUUUGACAGUAGUGGUGCUACAAAACUCAGUCGAAACACUACAGACGUCUUUAUCUGAACACAAAUCAUUCUCUUUGUAUGCCUACAGAUGAACUAUAUGCAGUUUUAACCUCCACGGUUCGGCCAGCCUUUCUGCUGCUCUCUGUUCCCCAUACUCUGGAUACUGUGAGGGGGGGUGUGCUGUCCACUCGCUGCUACUGUGUAGGGUCUUACAACCCACUGUGACAUUUCAACAGGCUUGGGUCAAAUGGCAAAUGAAGUCGUGUCAAAAAUGUGUGCAGUUGAUUGUGUCUAGCACUGACCAUCAAGCCCAUUUCAGUUACUAAAGAGUCUCUCUCGCUGUUUGACCCAUGCCUGCAUACCUUAUAUAUGUAAUAAUGAAUAUAGACCUUAGGCAAUCCUCAGUCACUUUUGCAGAUAUAUACAAAAAAAAUACAAAAAUGGGUUUCCAUGAAAAAAAAUCUAACUUAUAAUCUUUCUUUUUUUUAUACACAGAUGUAGAUAUAAUUUUCUAUUCAGUUUUUUUCUUCUUUAAAAUAGAUUGUUUUAUUUUUUGAUCUUUGUAAUUUAAUGUUGACAUUUUAUUUUUUUGCGUCAUACGUGUACUGUGUGUCUUCGCUUGUAUUCAUCAUGGAACAGGCUUUAGUUGUUUGCGCAUACACUUUACAUUUUUUAGUGUAUAUUUUCAGUAUGGGAGGUAAAAGCGCGGGUCAACUGUUGCACAUUGUUGAUUUGGGGAAGUGUGGUGACUGCUUUUAGAAAGCGGAGAUUCACGUCACAGUUGAGUAUUUACAUGUUCACUGUACAUUUUGCUUCAUAAACACAAACAAUCUUUAGAAUAAGGCCUAAUUGUUGUAACUAACAUUGCAAUGCUGUGUACCUGAUGCAUGAUUUUAGCAGGCUUCAGUCAUACCUGUUGGUGGUGUGAGUAUUCAUCAUUCAUAGGAAUUUGGUGAAAAUGUGAAUACCUUUUGAAUCUGUAGCCCAUAGCUACGUCACUGGAUCCAAACUCCAUAUCUAAGACUCUUGUGACCAACUUCUUUGUGCUGGUGGUUUUUUAAAGCCAAAUAACGAUGCAGAUGCACCUCUGUCUGUGGCUGGCCAUGUCUUCAACUUGUUUAGUUUCUUUUAAUGAAUAAAGAUAUUUCAAUGAU